AUGGAUUUUAAGACAUGGAUCGAACAAAAGGCAACUAAAACAUUUAUUAUAAUCAUUGUAAUACAAAUGACCUAUUUGGCUAGUGUAUUCAUAGCAGAUGUUAUUGUGAGUAUAUAACAACAAACUAAUUUAGAUCUAAAUGACUAAGGCAAUGAUAAUAAUAGUACUUAAGAUGAGUGUGAUUGGAGUUUAGAUGAUUAUUAUAAAUGGGCAGUGCUAUUUUUAUUUCAAAUUGGGGAUUGCUACUAUGUAUUUAAUGCUGUAAUCAAUAAGUUUAUUUUAAGAUUUACAAAUCAAAUGUUUUGGAAUUAUUUGCAUACAUCAUUAUUUAAUUUAUAACAUUUUUGUGCACUUUUGCAAGGUUUUUUAAACCUACUUCAUAUUUCAAGAACUCUAAUACAAACGAAGGAGAUAAAGUAUUAGCAGCGUUUGAUUACAUUUAUUUAUUUUAUUCAUUUUGUGUCUUCGUUUUAAGCGUUGUCUGUUAUAAACCAUUUUAUGAUGUGUUUGUUUACAGAAAUAUUAUGAAAGUUGGGGCAUCUCCUAAAAUAUAAGGUAUAAUUUAUUAUGAGACUUUAGAUAUGUUUAGAAAUUACUCAAAUUUCAGUACAUUUAUGCAAUUAUAUCUUUUGAUAUCCUUUAGUACAUUUUUAACAUUCUUCUUCUUUUUUGAUAGUGUAUAUUGGUACCUAUAUUUAAUCGAUUCUUUCGUAAUUCUAUUUUAGAUAGCAAGCAUUUUUGUUGGAUAUUGGGCUGUAAGUAUUAUUUAGAUUAUUCUAGUUAAAGGAAGAAAACACCAAAAAGUUUUGGAUUUAUAUUACUAUGAUAUUGUUGGUCCAACUUUAUAUACUUACAAAGACUGCUUAUUAUAUGAUAUACUAUUAUAACUAAAAAAACUCUAAUGACUUAAUUGAUGAUUGUACCUUGUAAGAUACUCCCUAUGGAGAUAACUAUACUGUAAUAAUAGUUAUUGGAACAACAAUUGCAUGUUUAAUAAUUAUGCUGUUUGAUGGCUUUUAUGCAUAUUAAUGUAAAAAGGGAUUUGGAAAUGGAUUGAAAGAAGCAUUGAAGAGUUAAAUAUCAGAAACAGGAUAGGAACUUGGAGAAAGUAGUUUUAGCACUUAAAAAUGA
Molecule: messenger RNA, 1131 nt
Organism: Paramecium octaurelia
Lineage: Eukaryota; Ciliophora; Oligohymenophorea; Peniculida; Parameciidae
Source: the annotation of a GenBank genome assembly